Molecule: messenger RNA, 1699 nt
Organism: Micromonas commoda
Lineage: Eukaryota; Viridiplantae; Chlorophyta; Mamiellophyceae; Mamiellales; Mamiellaceae
Exons: 3
Coding region: 1-1614 (537 amino acids)
Biological process (GO): protein folding
Cellular component (GO): chaperonin-containing T-complex
Molecular function (GO): ATP binding; ATP-dependent protein folding chaperone; ATP hydrolysis activity
Source: RefSeq, a predicted model, not a curated record
AUGGCGUCGUCCUCACUCAGGAGCGUCAACCCCAACGCGGAGAUCAUGGGGAAGCAGGCGGCCCUCUUCAUGAACAUCAACGCCGCGAAGGGGCUGCAGGACGUGAUGAAGUCCAACCUCGGGCCCAAGGGAACGAUCAAGAUGCUCGUCGGCGGAGCGGGAGACCUCAAGCUCACCAAGGACGGUAACGUGCUGCUGAAGGAGAUGCAGAUCCAGAACCCCACGGCGGUGAUGAUCGCGCGCACGGCUGUCGCCCAGGACGACAUCACCGGCGACGGCACCUCCUCCACCGUGCUCAUCAUCGGCGAGCUGCUCAAGCAGGCGGAGCGGUACCUCAACGAGGGCCUCCACCCGAGGGUGAUCGUCGAGGGGUUCGAGGCUGCCAAGAAGGCCUCCAUCAAGUUCCUCGACGAGUGGAAGCAGCCCACCGGUGGCGCGGAGGCUCCCGACCGCGAGCUGCUCGUCUGCGUGGCGAAGACUGCGCUUCGCACGAAGCUCCGCGAGGAACUCGCCGAUCAGCUCACGUCCAUCGUGGUGGACGCGAUCCUGACCAUCGCGAAACCGGACGAGCCCAUCGAUCUUCACAUGGUGGAGAUCAUGCACAUGAGGCACAAGCUGGACUCGGACACCAAGCUGGUGCAGGGUCUGGUGAUGGACCACGGCAGCAGGCACCCGGACAUGCCCAAGCACGUGGAGGACGCCUUCAUCUUGACGUGCAACAUCUCGCUCGAGUACGAAAAGUCCGAGGUCAACUCCAGCUUCAUGUACAGCAACGCGGAGCAGCGCGAGCGUAUGGUCGCCGCGGAGCGCGCGUACACCGACGAGGUGGUGCAGCGGGUGAUUGAUCUCAAGAAGAAGGUUUGCGACGGCACCGACAAGGGAUUCGUGGUGAUAACCCAGAAGGGCAUCGAUCCCAUCUCGCUGGACAUGCUCGCGAAGGAGGGGAUCGUCGGCCUCCGUCGCGCCAAGAAGAGGAAUAUGGAGCGCCUGGUGCUGUCGUGCGGCGGCGUGUGCAUCAACUCCCCCGAGGAUCUCAAACCGGAGAUUCUCGGCCACGCGGGUGAGGUGUACGAACACGUGCUCGGCGAGGAGAAGUACACCUUUGUCGAGAAGGUGGCCAACCCCCAGAGCUGCACCAUCCUGCUCAAGGGACCCAACGAUCACACCAUCGCGCAGCUCAAGGAUGCAGUCAGAGACGGCCUUCGCAGCGUCAAGAACGUCCUCGCCGACAAGGCUGUCGUCCCCGGAGCCGGCGCGUUUGAGGCGGCUCUCAACGUCCAUCUCCUGGAGGAGGUUAAGAAGACGGUGGAGGGGAGGGCAAAGCGCGGCGUGGAGGCGUUCGCCGAGGCCGUCAUGGUCGUGCCCAAGACCCUCGCCGAGAACAGCGGGUACGACGCCCAGGACGUGUGCAUCGCGUUGCAGGACGAGGUGGCGAAGGGCAACCGCGUGGGCUUGGACAUCACCACCGGCGACCCGUUUGAUCCCACCACGGCGGGUGUGUACGAUAACUUCAUCGUGAAGGCGCAGAUCCUGCACUCCGCGCCCGUCAUCGCCACGCAGCUCCUGCUCGUGGACGAGGUGAUGCGCGCGGGUGUUAACAUGCGCAAGCGCUAAUCGCGAUAUUCUUCCUAGCCGGGGCUUCAACGUGGGAGAUGGGGAAGGUAGUAACUGAAACAUUCAUGAAAACUCUUUUGCUGCG